AUGGGCACUGGAGUCGGGGUCAGUGUGGCGAUGGUUCGUGUUGUGACCGCCUACGAUCAGUUUGUACGAAGUCAUCAACUGACUGCGUGGCGUACGGCAGAAAUGGCCAAGUUGACUGUGCCGUGGAUUGCUGGACGUGUAUACCUGACCCAAUUCGUCACAACACUGGGACCACAACUUCCCUAUAAAACAGUGGGGCAAUCAAGCCGAUUAAACACCGGUGAGGAGGUAAAUGCCAACGUUGAGGAUAUGCUUCGCGUGGAACCGAAGUUGAUGAUUCGCCCCUGUAAACCAUUCACAUCCAUUCCCCACGGUGCAGCGUAUUCGUUUGCGUUUUGUGUCAAUCCAACCAACUUCACAGGCUCCUCUCUUUUCCUGUUCUGCAUCAAUCGGGGCCGGCGCCAAAUGCUCGUCGCGGCAGCUGUCGGCGCUCUUCCCGGUCUUGCUUACGGCUGGUUGAAUUUGGCCGUAUGUCGUGUGCUUGGUCUCACAUUCGAGGAUCUUUUUCGGGAACAAGCCAGAGCGGUUGUACGACACAAACUUCACCGGGAACCACUAUCAGAUCUAACUAGUGCGAUCCAGGAGGACUAG
Messenger RNA from Echinostoma caproni, 591 nucleotides. The record is from the annotation of a GenBank genome assembly. Lineage: Eukaryota; Metazoa; Platyhelminthes; Trematoda; Plagiorchiida; Echinostomatidae.